AUGGCGCGUUCCGAAGAGGAAAGCGUCGGCCAAGUCUGCCACACCCCGUGGCUUGAAACCUUUCAUGACGGUCUGAGAUACGGUGAAUCGCCACCAAAGAGCAUGCCACUAUUGCUCUCCGAGUUCACCGACAAUGUGGACGAAUUUCAAGACAUCGAUAGCUUCGGCAAGAAUUGGCUAGCUCUCGAAGACAGCUGGAAGUUGCCAGUCGACAACGAAAAGGACUGGGAAAGCCACCCGGAGUACCCCAUGGGUCUCUGGGUUGGUUGGUUCAUCCCCACAAUCAUCGAUUCGAUCUCCAAAUAUAAUCACAGAUACUCCAGGUAUGGAGGACCACUAUGUGUGAAUACUUUCACCACAUCCCCCAUCGACAAUGCCAUUAUUAAAAAGGCUUUCAAGGUCGUCUACAGAUUGGGCAGUGACUUCAAUCUAGAGCUGUACGCGCUCCACUCCCCCAAAGCGGAUGGCCUCUGUAAGGCCAAGCUUGUUCCUGGCGGCGCAGCAAAUGUCUUUUUCUUCACAGAGUGGAGAGAUGACACCGUCUGCGGCCGCUACAACCGAAUAGCAACCUGGAUGAACAAGGCUGAGGCAGGUGUGCGGAAGGCCAGCUUGGCGAGAAGAAUGGCGCUGGAACCGUCGUCAUGGUGUUCGCGCAAUUCGACUGGAUCUGACAAGCAUGAUGACAUUGGAAGCAGAAAUGAAGAACCAGUAACCAUUGUUGGGCCCCUGCCGCCGUCAACGUUGCAUGAAGCACCAGAAAAUUCCAGAGGCGAUCUCGUCCUCCAGGAUUCUUACUCGUCAAACGACAGCUGGUCGGCAGAUUAUUCUUACUCGUCAAGCAGCAGCUGGUUACCAGAUGAAUCUGACGUGGGCAAUGAUUCUUCUGACAGCGAACCUCCGACCGCGAUAAGAUAUUAUAGAAAGAAGAGCAACUCGACUAGAAAUUACUCUACACCCAACACCAGGUCAUCUCGCAGACACUCAUAUGAGUCUGAACAGGGAUAUUCCCACUCACAUUCAAAGACUUCACCUACUCUACCAAGAAGGCUGACCAGGAGUCAGAGAUUUCACCAAGAAUCCCGAGGAAGUCCUCAAAGCAGACAGGCCAGCCGGCGCAGCCCUCAAGCGCUUUCUUGGCGUGGUUUGGAUCACGACGCUCUAAGCUCUUCAAUUCGCCAGCCCAAUCUGGGUAAUCUUCAGGGAGAUUCUUCAAUUACCCACAACUCAAGCCCGCAAACGAGGAAGAAGACACAAACGAGCCCAACUGGGAGAUCUCAGACUGAGCCACCCCGAAAGCAACAUAGACCUAGACAGGCCUGUCAAACACUCCUGGACCAGUCAGACAGCCUGCAGUCGGAAAUUACGUUCUUAGUCAAGGGUGAAGUUGUUGAGAAGAGCGACGAUGAAGUUCAAUUCGUCAAGGAGGUUCCAGCCAAGAGGGACCGGAAGGAGUUCGGUGACAACGAAGUAAUGAGUUGGACUAAUGCCCCGAGCCACAGCAAGAGCGUUCGCUUUGUGUCGGAAUUUAUCACAGCGGGAAAGUUGACGCUGUGUGCUCGCCUCCCGGAUGCCUUCUCGCGUGGUAUCAUGCUCGAGACAUUUCGGAAGCAUUUGACAUCUACGGAAAUGUCUGAGUUCGACGCCUUGGCCCAAAACCUUGUGGAUUCCGCAGGUGAAGACAUUCGCAUAAUGCUCGCGGAAACCCUUGAAGAGAAGUUGAAGAAUAAUUUGCCCGUCAAUAGCGAUGAAUAG
Messenger RNA from Colletotrichum godetiae, 1752 nucleotides. RefSeq lists its product as uncharacterized. The transcript has a single exon. Bases 1 to 1752 code for a protein of 583 amino acids. The record is from RefSeq and is a predicted model, not a curated record. Lineage: Eukaryota; Fungi; Ascomycota; Sordariomycetes; Glomerellales; Glomerellaceae.